AGCUGUGCGAGAAAAAAGACGCCCAAAAUUGACGACGUGGCUGAAAAACGGUUUUAGUGGACCGGGUUGAUUCAAACUGAAAAACCGGCUGUGUGCAAAGCUACCUCUAGAAGAAGUUUGUCUUUCAAGCUCACUACAGAGUAACCAUGUCGGGGAAAAUCAAGAGUAGAAGCGGUGCUAAUGCAGAGUCGAUAGCUGGCGGUGUUUCUAGUGAUGAGCGCAUUUUACGGGACAUUCAUCAACUUUACACGGAUUCAGAAAGCGGGCUGAUAACUGUGGCAGAAUCUGUUGGUGUCAAGUUACUCCCACCCAGGAAAAAAAUUACAGUGAUGCUAAUGGGUAAUCACUCUGCUGGAAAGAGCUCUUUUAUCAACUGGUACGUGGAGGAACAUAUCCAGCGCACUGGAGUGGCUAUAGAGACACAAGGCUUCAGCUUUGUCACAAAUGGACGCAAGAGAGAAUCCCUCACAGGAAAUGCCACUCUUCAUCUGUAUCCACAUUUCAAGCCUCUACAGGAGUUUAAAGGUGUUUCCGAGUAUUUGAGCACAGAAAUCUGCACGUCACGGCAGAAGAAGUUCAGCUUGGUGACAUUCGUGGAUUCACCGGGGCUGGUGGACGGAGACAUGAAGUAUCCGUUUGAUGUGGAUGAGGUCAUCCUGUGGCUAGGUGAUCUUUGCGAUCUGCUCUUGGUCUUCUUUGAUCCUAUGGGUCAGGCUUUGUGCAAGCGCACCCUCAACAUCGUGGAGAGCCUGAAUGAGAAGCACGGCGACCGGCUUCAUUUUUACCUGAGCAAGGCUGAUGAGGCUGGGGGAGAAUCAGACAGACAGAGAGUAAUGAUGCAGAUCGUCCAGGAACUCUGCAAGCGGCCCGGCCUAAACAAAUGUGGUUUCGACAUGCCCACCAUCUACAUUCCUAAUCCAAACAAGCCGAGCCGCUGUGUCAACCAGAUUGAAGAAGUUUGUCGAACCAUCGAGAAAACCAUCAACCAAACGGUUCAGAACACUCUCAACUCUCUGGAGAGGGACUGUGAACUCAUCAGUGAAGCCAUCACAGAUGCUAUUCAUACCGACAGGCUGACUACCUCAGAGAACCGUCGUGCUCGCUGCAAGAGUUGCUUCCUGACUCUGCUGGGCUUCAGCAUUCCUCUUGCUUUAAUGGCCUUCCUGGUAUUGGGCACCAUGUCUAAGGAGGUGCUGGAGGUGGCUUUGGGCCGAGAGGGAACAGAGAGCCUCUCACUCUAUGUGACUCCAGUGCUGAGAGUGACUGACUCCAUGUCUGGGGAGCAGCAGCUGUACGUCUGUGGUGGACUCAUCCUCCUGUCAUUCCUUCUGCUCAUCAUUUCACGCUUUUUCUUCAGAACUCGAUCAACACUGUCAGGCAAGCAGAAACGACAGCUGCAGGAGAAGCUGGAGUACAUUCAGGAGGUCGUCAAGGCCAAAAAGAAAAAGCUCUAUGAAGAAUAUCUACGCCAGAGCGUCAGCGAUCAUGACAUGGACAUAUAAAGUAACAAAAAUAUCCUUACAAUCAUGGGACCAGGGACAAACUUGCCAAGUCGAGCUCCAGCUGCCAGAGCAGCAAUUAGACGGCAUAAAUAUAUUUUUAUUUUUUACACAAACUGUAAAUUUCAGAUAAACCCACAAAUGUGGUGCUUUGAGCAUUCCUUUGUGCUUGUCCAUUUCCUCUCCUGCCAAAGGAAUGUGCAUAAACCACUCUUAAGAUAUGUGAACCUUGACCCUAUUUGUAACAACAUCAAGCACUGUUUUCUGAGUCACUUUGUGAGCGUUACUGUUACAUGGACCUGCACCAGCAUUUUUUACGCACAGAUGUUUUUUUUUUUCCUAAUUCAUCUCUAGAAUAUUAAAUUAUGUACGCAAUUCUGAUGAUUUUAAAUCAGCAACUAAACCAUCACCUUCAACAAUUCGGAUGUAAUCAAUUGGAUACUGUCUUUAUCUUAUGAUUGUUU
Molecule: messenger RNA, 1963 nt
Organism: Oryzias melastigma (Indian medaka)
Lineage: Eukaryota; Metazoa; Chordata; Actinopteri; Beloniformes; Adrianichthyidae
Exons: 12
Coding region: 147-1502 (451 amino acids)
Molecular function (GO): GTPase activity; GTP binding
Source: RefSeq, a predicted model, not a curated record